AUGCAGUUUCGCCUCUUCUCCUUUGCUUUGAUCGUCCUCAACUGUAUGGAUUACAGUCACUGUCAAGGCGGUCGGUUGAGACGCGGCAAGAGAGGACAAAGUCGUUCACCCGAAGCAAACUAUGGGCCAAAUCCAAUUUGCAAGGGUUGUUUGUCUUGCUCAAAAGACAAUGGAUGCAUCAGAUGUCAACAUAAGUUGUUCUUCUUUCUACGAAGAGAGGGAAUGAGACAAUAUGGGGAAUGCUUGAAUUCCUGCCCAUUGGGAUAUUAUGGUCUUCGAGCCCCAGACAUGAACAGAUGUUCAAGAUGCAGAAUAGAGAACUGUGAUUCUUGUUUUAGUCGAGAUUUUUGCACUAAAUGCAAACCUGGCUUUUAUCUCUACCGAGGCCGUUGCUUUGGAGAAUGUCCCGAUGGUUUUGUCCAUUUAGAUGAAGCUAUGGAAUGUGUGGAAGGUUGUCAAGUGGGCCCCUGGAGUGAGUGGGCAGUUUGCAGCACAAAUAACAAGACCUGUGGAUUUAAGUGGGGCUUGGAAACGAGAACGAGGCAAAUUGUAAAAAAGCCGGCGAAAGACACGAUACCAUGUCCCACCAUUGCAGAGUCCAGAAGAUGCAAAAUGGCCUUGAGACACUGCCCAGGAGGAAAGAGGACACCAAAGAAAAAGGAUAAGAAGAAGAAGAAGAAAAAGAAUUUAAUGGAACGAGCUCAGAAGCAGCACAGUUUCUUCCUAGCUACAGACCAAGCUAGUCAGUAG
Messenger RNA from Notechis scutatus (mainland tiger snake), 750 nucleotides. The record is from RefSeq and is a predicted model, not a curated record. Lineage: Eukaryota; Metazoa; Chordata; Lepidosauria; Squamata; Elapidae.